UCUAAAAUUUAGACGGAAGACUGAAGUAGUUAGUCUGUGGUGCAAUGUGGAGCAUGUUUCUAAUUGCUCUAUCACUGGAGUAACUACACUUUUUCAUUUUUUUUCGUUGUGCAAGUACAAGAUCAACGCCAUAAUGAAUACUUCAAUGACUGGAAGUGAAAUAAGAAAAGCUUUUAUAGAUUUUUUCAUCAAUAAAGGCCAUAAGUAUGUUCACUCUUCAUCUACAAUUCCUUUGGAUGAUCCUACCUUACUUUUUACAAAUGCUGGCAUGAAUCAAUUUAAACCCAUAUUUUUAGGAUCAGUAGAUCCCAACUCUGAUAUGGCUCAAUAUGUAAGAGUUGUAAAUACUCAAAAAUGUAUAAGGGCUGGUGGAAAACACAAUGAUUUAGAUGAUGUAGGAAAAGAUGUAUAUCAUCACACAUUUUUUGAAAUGAUGGGAAAUUGGUCUUUUGGUGACUAUUUUAAAAACGAAAUAUGUGCAUGGGCUUGGGAACUUCUAACGCAAGUAUAUAAGCUUCCAGGUGAUAGAUUAUAUGUAACAUAUUUUGGGGGAGAUGAGUCAUCUGGUCUGGAACCAGAUUUAGAAUGCAAGAACAUUUGGUUAAAUUUAGGAGUUCCAGAAUCGCACAUUUUACCGGGGAAUAUGAAAGACAACUUUUGGGAAAUGGGUGAAACAGGACCUUGUGGACCAUGCUCUGAAUUACAUUAUGAUCGGAUCGGUGGAAGAGAUGCUGCUCAUCUUGUUAAUAUGGAUGAUCCUGAUGUGCUCGAAAUUUGGAACUUGGUUUUCAUUCAAUUUAAUAGAGAAACUGAUGGAUCAUUAAAGUUAUUGCCCAAAAGGCACAUUGACUGUGGAUUGGGAUUAGAAAGAUUAGUUUCUGUAAUUCAAAAUAAAAGAGCAAAUUAUGAUACUGAUUUCUUCAUGCCUAUUUUUAAAGCCAUUGAAAAUGGCACUAAAGUAAGACCUUAUACCGGUAAAGUAGGUUCUGAUGACACGGAUGGUAUUGAUAUGGCUUACCGUGUACUAGCUGACCAUGCAAGAACAUUAACAAUUGCAUUAUCUGAUGGUGGUCACCCAGAUAAUACCGGCAGAGGUUAUGUACUCCGUAGAAUUUUAAGAAGAGCAGUAAGAUUUGCAUCAGAAAAACUAAAUGCCAAACCAGGAUUUUUCGCUUCAUUGGUACAUACUGUUGUAGUACUACUUGGUGAUGUGUUUCCUGAAAUUAAAAAAGAUCCAGAAUCAAUUGUUCAAAUUAUUAAUGAAGAAGAAAUUCAGUUUUUGAAAACAUUAAGUCGAGGUCGGAAUUUGCUUAACAGAACAAUAGAGAAACUUGGUGAUUCUAAAUCUGUACCUGGAGAUGUUGCUUGGCGUAUGUAUGAUACUUAUGGCUUUCCAAUUGAUUUAACACAAUUAAUGUGUGAAGAAAAUAAUCUGGUUAUUGACAUGGAAGGUUAUGAAAAAGCAAAAAAAGAAUCUCAAUUAUCAUCACAAGGAAAAACUUUAGGCCAGGAAGAUUUAUUGGCAUUAGAUAUACAUGCUAUUAGUCAUUUACAGGAAAGUGGAGUGCCCGUCACAGAUGAUUCCCCUAAAUAUAAUUAUGUUCCAUCUUCCACUGAUAAAGAUGCUGAAUAUAAGUUUGCACCAUGCUCUGCAAAAAUUUUGUCAUUACGCAGUAACAAACAAUUCGUAAAUGAGGUCAGUAGUGGCCAGGAAUGUGGUGUUAUUUUAGACAAAACAAAUUUCUACGCUGAGCAGGGUGGGCAAAUAUUUGAUGAAGGCUAUAUGGUAAAGUCUGACGAUGACAGUGUAGAAUUUACAGUCACUAAUGUUCAGGUAAAGGGUGGUUAUGUUCUUCAUAUAGGUAAAAUUGAAGGUACACUUAAAGUUGGAGAUACAGUUACACUGCAUAUAGACACAGAAAGACGGAGAUUAGUUAUGAACAAUCAUACAGGAACACAUAUACUUAAUAAUGUUUUAAGAAAAGUGCUUGGAAACGAUUCUGAUCAAAGAGGAUCUCUUGUGAUGCCAGAUCGCCUUAGAUUUGAUUUUACUAAUAAAGGUCCCAUGACUGUUAAACAAAUAAAAGACACAGAAGACGAAAUAAAAUCAAUUAUAAGUGAUAACAAGCGUGUUUACGCAAAACACACCAGUUUGAGUGAGGCUAAAAAAAUAAAAGGACUUCGUGCCAUGUUCGAUGAACACUACCCAGAUCCAGUCCGUGUGGUUUCAGUUGGCAUUUCAGUUGAUGAGUUGGAAAAAAAUCCAGAUGCAUCAACUGGUUUUGAAACUUCCGUCGAAUUUUGUGGUGGUUCUCACUUACAUCAAACUGGACAUAUUGGUGAAUAUGUUAUCGUAAGUGAAGAAGGAAUUGCAAAAGGUAUUCGCAGAAUUGUAGCAUUAACUGGGCCUGAAGCAUUGAAAGCUAUUAAUAAAAUGAGCAUUCUGGAAAAUGAAGUAAAUAACAUUGCUAAUUUCAUAAAAGAACAAGGUGAAAAUAUUAAUCACAAGGAAAUUGUAAAAAAAAUUGUUGACCUUACAAAUGAUGUCUCUCAGGCCCAGAUAUCUUAUUGGAAGAAAGAAGAGCUACGAACUAUGCUUAAGAAUUUAAAGAAACAAUUAGAUGACAAAGAAAGAGCUGCUAAAGCAAUGACUAUCAAUUUAGUAAUUGAAAAAGCGAAGGAAUUAUGUUUGGGGGAUAAAUCGUCGGAAAUAAUCAUAGAAGAGCUAAAGGCGUAUAGUAAUACAAAAGCAUUAGAUGCUGCCUUAAAACAAGUAAAGCAGUUACAGCCUAAUUCAGCUGCAAUGUUUUUCUCUGUUGAUGAGGACUCAAAUAAAAUUUUCUGUUUGGUAGCUGUACCUAAAAAUCUUAUUGAAAAAGGCUUACUAGCAUCUGAGUGGAUUCAAUCCAUUGUACCCAUUAUUGGUGGUAAAGGUGGUGGUAAGGCAGAGUCUGCUCAAGCCUCUGGAAACAAUAUCAGGGCUUUAGAUGAAGCUAUUAAAAAGGCACGCGAAUUUGCUACUUCUAAAUUGUAUUAAUUAAAAAUGCAGUUUAAUUUUGUUAUUUAUUUCUUUUUAUAGUAAAAAAAUUGUAUCUUUAUUGCUACACUUAUGAUUGGCAGUGAUUUUAGAAAUACGCUUUCGUAAAAUAA
Vanessa tameamea is the source of this 3150-nucleotide messenger RNA. It is a transcript of the gene AlaRS, whose product is annotated as alanine--tRNA ligase, cytoplasmic. NCBI's taxonomy places the organism in Eukaryota, Metazoa, Arthropoda, Insecta, Lepidoptera, Nymphalidae. Gene Ontology annotation, molecular function: ATP binding; alanine-tRNA ligase activity; aminoacyl-tRNA deacylase activity. The coding region runs from base 134 to 3037 and encodes 967 amino acids. The record is from RefSeq and is a predicted model, not a curated record. The transcript is spliced from 2 exons. Gene Ontology annotation, cellular component: cytoplasm; mitochondrion. Gene Ontology annotation, biological process: alanyl-tRNA aminoacylation.